GCGGGAUCCGGAUCUGACCGGUCGGGUUCUGGACCGGGUAUAAAGGUGCGAGAGGAGCCGGGACCCACUUCAUUCGCUUGAGAGAGAGACGCUGUGGUGUGCGUUAGUCUAUUUUCCGUCCGGACUUUUAAAAUCGCCAGUCAUGCCCAAGCGAAAGGCUGAAGGAGACUCCAAGGUGGAGAAGACAAAGGUGAAAGAUGAGCCACAAAGAAGGUCUGCACGGUUAUCUGCUCAGAAACCAGCCCCUCCCAAACCGGAAGCCAAACCCAAGAAAGCUGCCCCAAAGAAGGCUGAGAAGGCACCCAAAGGCAAGAAAGGAAAGGCAGAGUCUGGCAAAGACAGCAGCAAUGCUGCUGAAAACGGAGACUCUAAAUCUGAUCAGGCACAGAAGGCAGAGGGUGCUGGGGAUGCCAAGUGAGCAGUGUGACUUUUUGAUAACUGUGUAUCUCUGGUGACUGUACAGUUUGAAAUACUAUUUUUUAUCAAGUUUUAUAACGAUGCAGAAUUUUGUUUUACUUAUUAUUUUUAAGCUGUGUUGGCACAUGAUGCUUGGGGGGGCGGGGGGCAGUGGUCUAAUCAUCACCUUGGGUAAUAGCUGCUUCAAGUCUCCCUUCUCCAGUUGGUGUUUGCUCCAUGAAACCGGCACCAGAUUAGUUUUCCCUGUCCUUAUGGCAGGCAGCUAUUUGAGCCCUUAUAUAAACAAUCCCGGGGCAGGAAAACAAAGGGUAGGGUGGUUAUGUAUUAUUUUUAACGACUCGGCUGAUACAGGGGCUAAGCCGAGUACUUCCUUGACAAAAUGCUCUGAAUGUGAAGCUCCAACUCUCCUUAUCACUUUUAUCAGUUCCUAGUGAUUUGCAGUCUGAAAGUAUAGGGAGUUUGAAGUUGUUUUUAACAUGUUGUAGCUUGUGUCCUGCCUGAUUUGCAAUGACUGUAUUUGGGGGAAAAACAAUCUUAAAUAAAUUUGGAAUCUGUAUGGCUCCAUCCAA
Molecule: messenger RNA, 986 nt
Organism: Spea bombifrons (plains spadefoot toad)
Lineage: Eukaryota; Metazoa; Chordata; Amphibia; Anura; Pelobatidae
Gene: HMGN2
Product: high mobility group nucleosomal binding domain 2
Exons: 6
Coding region: 143-418 (91 amino acids)
Biological process (GO): chromatin organization
Cellular component (GO): chromatin; nucleus
Molecular function (GO): nucleosomal DNA binding
Source: RefSeq, a predicted model, not a curated record